Molecule: messenger RNA, 1974 nt
Organism: Arxiozyma heterogenica
Lineage: Eukaryota; Fungi; Ascomycota; Saccharomycetes; Saccharomycetales; Saccharomycetaceae
Gene: HOP1
Product: Hop1p
Exons: 1
Coding region: 1-1974 (657 amino acids)
Biological process (GO): synaptonemal complex assembly; meiotic recombination checkpoint signaling
Cellular component (GO): nucleus
Source: RefSeq, a predicted model, not a curated record
AUGUCUACGAACCAAUUAUUUUUGUCAAAACAGAAAACAAAAACAUUUUUAGAACCAGCAGUGGCUAUCUCGUCUGAACAGUCUCAAAAAUUGAUUCAAACUAUGUUAACAAUGUCAUUUGGAUGUUUAGCUUUUUUACGUGGUUUGUUUCCAGAUGAGUAUUUUCUGGAUCAAAGGUUUAUUCCUGAAAAGCACUCCAAAGAUUUCGAUAAAAAUAAACAAGCAAAUUCAAUCAAGAUUAAAACUUUGAUUAGAGGAAAAUCUCAAGAAAUUGAUUUAUUAUUAGAUUGGCUUGAAAAAGGUGUUUUCCAGUCAAUUAAAUUAAAAUAUUUAAGAGCCCUCUCUUUAGGUAUUUUUGUUGAAGAAGCUAAUCCCACUGAUCUGUAUGAAAAUUAUCUUUUCACAUUUGACUACAGUGGAAAUAAUGUUUCGAUGUCUAUUAAUAGUCAAGAUUCGACUCAAAAUGGGGUUGCCACUUCGCCAAAUGAAAUAAUAGCCCUUAAAGAUUCUCGCAAGAUGGUUCAACAGUUAAUGAGAAGGUUCAUUAUAAUUACACAGUCCUUGGAGCCUUUACCUGAUGAAAAAUAUUUGAAUAUGAGACUUUUAUUUAAUGAAAAUGUAGAGCAGGAUUAUCAACCGACGCUAUUUAAAGAUGCUACGUUCCAACCACGAGCUACCAUUAAAAUUCCAAAAAGCCUGGAUCUGGAUUCAUUUAAUGUGGGUCAAAUAAAUACAGGUUAUCACGGUUGCAAUUUAUCAAUUUUAUCUUCUUGCCAGAAUGUGAAUAAGAAUUAUGAUAUGUCUGACAAUGAGCUUUUAGAAGACCUUCAAGAAAUUGAUCCAUUACAACGAAUUAUUGAUUCUUAUACACCAGAGAAAGAAAAAGCAAAGGAAGAUUUUUUAAAUAGUCAACAAAGGUUAAUUAAUAAUCCAAAUGAAAAUAUCAAAACACAAGUAAGUCAAGUAGCAAACAAUUUAGGUAAUUUUUUAAAUUCUUCACAACCAAGUAUUUUAGCCACUCAAAUAGCACCUGAGAAAAAAAUAAUUGUUAAUAAUAAUGAUAGCAAAGAAUUAUUAAAAUGUGAAUGUAACACCGGCAUAGGAAAAAAUACUGUAGGAGAACUUUGUUGUAUUAAAUGUGGUCGUUUAGUACAUAAGCAAUGUUAUGGAAAUACUAAAAAUAGUCGAAUUGAGUGUUUCACAUGCCUCUAUAAAGAUACUAAUGGAGGGAAAUUGGAAACCACUUCAAAACAAUUUCAUGGGCUUAUGGUGUUGAGAAAAACAUAUAGAGUUAUUAAUAAACUUUGGGGAAAUCCUCCCCAAUCAAUAUCUGAAUAUAUGGAAAGAGUAUUUAGUAAGGAAGAAUGUAUGAAGGAAGAAAAUAUUAAUGAUUUUAUUUUUUCCCUUAAUUGUUUGUUUUAUGAUUAUACUUUACAGGCAGCUCCAGAAAAUAGGACAGUUUCGAAAUAUAAUAUUAUAUUUGAUAUCCUAAUUGAUGUGUUGGGUAUUUUUUCUGGUGACCAACAACCAUUUAUCAUGAAUGAAAAGUAUACCUUGUGUUUUCGUCUAGGGAAUAGAAGUGCUAACUCUAGUUAUUUAAAGAUAUUGCCCAAAUCUGGAGAAGAUAUUGACUAUUGGUUGAAAGAUUUUGAAAGGUUGGAAAAGAACGUUAAUCGUCACCUGUAUAAUAGUCAGGAAGGUAUAAAGAACAAAGAGUGUAAAAUGGCUUCAAUAGAUACUAUUAAUCUAAAUUCUUUAGCCAUCCAGGAUACAGAGACACAAGAUCCGAUUCGAAGUGGUAGAAAAAGGAACCAACUGGAUCUGAUACAGUACUUAAAUACUGAAGAGAAUUCAUUACUCCCUGAGACGUAUACCACGAACAAUUUUGAUAACUUUGAAGAAGAGAGUAAUACAAAUAAAAGAAAAAUCAGAAAGAUUAGUAUAUCGAAAGGAACAGUUAAAAGUUCUUGGUAG